GAAAGGACGAGUGCCUCUUCUUCUUCUCCUUCACUCCUCCUGUUCAUCGUCCUCUUGAGGCAUCGCUCGCUUCUCUCACCGUUUUCCUAAGUGGGAUCAUUUGAGCGGCAGAGAGGCAACAGGCGACUGAAAUGGCUGAAUGGGAUCUGCUUGGCCGCCUGCUGGACAAAGUACAGAGCCACUCCACGGUGAUUGGGAAGGUCUGGCUCACCAUGCUCUUUGUUUUCCGCAUCCUGGUCCUGCGCACCGGCGCUGAGGAGGUGUGGGGCGACGAGCAGUCCGACUUUGUGUGCAACACCGAUCAGCCCGGCUGUGAGAACGUCUGCUACGACCGAGCCUUCCCCAUCUCGCAUGUUCGCUUCUGGGCUCUUCAGAUUAUUGCUGUGGCGACUCCGAAGCUGCUCUACCUCGGUCAUGUCCUUCAUGUGCUCCACAUUGAGAAGAAGGUGAAAGAGAGGAUGAAGAAGCAGGCAGAGUUGGACAACCAAGUCAGUCUGUUCCUCAGUAAGUCCUACAAAGUUCCCAAGUACACAAAGAGCACUGGCAAGAUCAGCAUCCGCGGCCGCCUCCUUCGCAGCUAUGUCCUCCAUCUUGUGGCCAAGAUAAUCCUGGAGAUUCUGUUUAUCGUGGGUCAGUUCUAUCUUUACGGUUUCACCCUCGAGGCGCGCUACAUCUGCGCCACUGACCCCUGCCCCCACAAGGUGGACUGCUUCCUCUCCAGGCCUACGGAGAAAUCGGUCAUCAUCUGGUUCAUGUUGGUGACGACGGUGGUCUCCCUCGUCCUCUGCCUGGUGGAGCUGCUCUACCUGUGCGUGAAAGCUGUGAAGGAGUGCAUGGCGAGGAGGCAGGACUACACCGUGACCCCGGUGACGCCUCCACUCUCGGGGAGGAAAACGUUUAAAAGCCAGGACGAGGCCAUCCAGAAUUGUGUCAACCUGGAGCUGGAGCUGCAGGGACAAAUGGUGGGCGUGAACGGGGUCAAAGGAGGGGGGAGCAAGGUUGUGAAGACCGUACCAUCUGAGAAUGAUAUGGGGGAGGUCCACAUCUGAAGCAUGGAGGGGGUGGUGGGUUGCCGUAUCUGUGUGUUGGGCUGUAGAGAGGUCAGGGGGCGUAUGUGUGUGCGCAGUAAAUAAAGGUUGAGGGGAAGUUGCCAGCUUCUGUAAACAGAUCUCAGUCACAUGCAGAAUGUUGUUGAAAAUAACUUCAAGAGACUUUUGUGACAGAAUACAAAAGCACAAAGAGCAUCAUUUUAAAAUUCUGCAGAUCAGAUGUUUGAUUUUUGAGACAAUGUGAUGUCUUAUUUUUUAUUCAAUAAACAUGUCAUAUUCACA
Molecule: messenger RNA, 1331 nt
Organism: Paralichthys olivaceus (Japanese flounder)
Lineage: Eukaryota; Metazoa; Chordata; Actinopteri; Pleuronectiformes; Paralichthyidae
Gene: gja11
Product: gap junction protein, alpha 11
Biological process (GO): cell-cell signaling
Cellular component (GO): connexin complex
Molecular function (GO): gap junction channel activity
Source: RefSeq, a predicted model, not a curated record